AUGGUGGUCAAGCUCACGCUACCACCGGCAGAACUACUCUCCCAGGUGGCCAAGCUAGGCUCCCUCCUCGCCCUCCUCCUUCUCGCGCUGCUGCUGCCCGCCUUCCUCAGGGUGGCCUACGGCUACCUCCUCUUCAAUGCCAUCGUCCUCGCGCUGGGCAUCCAGGCCUUCGUCGGCAGCAUAGCUUCCAUCGCUGACGAGUCCUUGAGUACCGAUCAGGCUGAGGCGCCUAUCGGCAUCACGACAUCACCAUUCCAGAGGGCUGGAUCAGUCCGUCCUGACGACCGGAUGGCGGUUGCUGAUGAUGAUCGUGUGGUGGUUCCUGCCUUUGUGGCGAGUAAUAUAAGGGAGCUGAAGAUCAAGACCAAGGGGGUGGUGCUGAAGGUGCUGAAGAAGUGCCCGUCGACGGCGAGCAUCUUCUUCCUCAGCGUGCUGAAUGGCAGCCAGGCCGGCGGAGAGGAAAAGGGACGACAAGAGGAGCAGGAUGAUUUUUAG
This is a messenger RNA of Triticum aestivum (bread wheat), 495 nucleotides long. RefSeq lists its product as uncharacterized. The record is from RefSeq and is a predicted model, not a curated record. The transcript has a single exon. NCBI's taxonomy places the organism in Eukaryota, Viridiplantae, Streptophyta, Magnoliopsida, Poales, Poaceae. The coding region runs from base 1 to 495 and encodes 164 amino acids.